Messenger RNA from Acanthoscelides obtectus, 709 nucleotides. The record is from the annotation of a GenBank genome assembly. NCBI's taxonomy places the organism in Eukaryota, Metazoa, Arthropoda, Insecta, Coleoptera, Chrysomelidae.
GUCGCCCUGACUUGCAUGCACAUGUUUAUUUUGCGUUGAGUCUCGAAUGAUUAAGGUUGUGCGAUCUAGUUUGAUGGUAUUUUAGCCUAAAAUAUGAGUGAAUUGCAUUGCGAAAAAUAUAAUAUACUACCAUCGGAAGGUAAUAGAUCUCGAAAGAAAGUUAAAACGCCGUCUAAGCGGGAAAAUGCAAAACGCAACAGAUAUUCUGCAAAAUUAUUGCCAACAUUUCCAAAAUGUGGGCAUGUAGCUAAGCCGUACCAGCCCUUUCAAUGUAUAUCACUGCUGACCAUGAGAGAAAUAAAAAUUUUUUAUGACUCAUUUUACAAAACAUCAGAGAAAGUCACCCAGGACAAUUUUAUAUUGAAGCACUGCAGCGUUACUGAUCCCAAAAGAUCAAGAAAAUGAGAACAAGAAAAAAAUAAGCCGAAAUCUAUGUCAGUGAUAUACUAUGUGAAAAGAAGAGAUGGGCUAAUGGUUAAUGUGUGCAGACAGAGUUUCAUGAACAUUCUGGGAGUGAAGAAAGACAGGAUUGUGAAUGUAGUAAAACGGUACAAGGAAAGCAAUGAAAUGCCCAAAGAACGACGUGGAGGUGAUCAGACAAAAGGUAAAAAUAACACAAAGCUAGCGGCUAUAAAAGAGUUUGUUGAAUCACUGAAGUGCAUAGAGUCUCAUUAUUGCCGAUCUAAGACAUUCAGUAGAAUUUAUUUGC